Molecule: messenger RNA, 2760 nt
Organism: Cuscuta campestris
Lineage: Eukaryota; Viridiplantae; Streptophyta; Magnoliopsida; Solanales; Convolvulaceae
Source: the annotation of a GenBank genome assembly
UAUGUGUGACAUCAAUUACGCAUCAUGUUAUCAUCAUCAAGUACAUCAAUUACAUAGAUGUCAUGUAAUCAUCAUCAAGAACAAGUAUAUAUGGAUUAUAUGAGUAUCAUGUAAUCAUCCUCACAAGCAAAUUGAUUUAUUGUGCCAUCAUGUAAUUAUCAUUAAAUAUUUAUCAUCAUGAUUCAUCAAAUUGUCCAUAUGAUAUAAUGUGCCAUAUUAUGAAUAUUAUUAUUAUACUUUUUUUGGACAUAUAUAUGUAAAUGUAUAUGUCUAUGAAUUAUUCUACAAUUCUAGCGUGGUACCACUCAGCGGUUUCGCUGAGCGUGUAGUUUGUAUUUUUUCGUUGACUACACGUAGGUAACAAGAAGACAAUGAUGGAACCUUUCCCGGAGGGCAUUGAGUCAGAGGAGAUGCAAGGAUGGCAGGCAAAUGUUGAUCAUCAGAUUUUUAAAUGUGUCAUGAUUUGAUUAUUAUUGUACUUCCGCAUUACUCUGAAAAUAUUUUUUUAAAUGGGUCGCGAUCCAGAGUCUGUAAAUUUAAUAUUUAUAAGUAAUUGUCAUUUUUAAAUGUCAAUGCCAGGUCGCCGCAUUGCCUCCCGGAACUCAGAAACAGAACCCUAGGUCGUGGGUCAGUUGGUCUAGAGCCGCAUCUGGACUCUGCCGGGGAUAAUUUGCCACUGCGUUGCCGCCUCUAGCCACCACGGCACCACCACUUCUCCAACUAAAGGUUGUUUGGGCAUCCUUCACUGAAGUGGAAGAGCACUGAGGAUGAUAGUUCAAACAUUGUCUCUACCCAGGCUCAGGAAACUCUUAUUCCCGCUUUGUUCUUUUUAUACUUGCACAAACCCGGUAGCUAUCUGUAUCCCCAAAUUUCAAAUCAUCCAAUCCAUUUAUUUGGAAAAUUCAACCAGAACAACACCCUUCUCAUUUGUUCGAGCCUUCUCUGCAAAGUCUUCUCCAGUUUCGCUCCUCAGCAGAGAUGGAAACUAUUAUGAAGCCACUUCAGAAGCCUUAUUUAUCUGCCCUGGUUGUGGUGUCAGCAUGCAGGGUAGUGAUUCUAUGCAACCUGGUUACUUCAUCAAUCCAUCGACUAAAUCCCACAAUUAUAAGACACUCUUUGACAGAAAUCCGAUAGUUGAUGAGGUAGAUAUAUCAAAUUCCCUUAAGAAAGGAUUUCUAAAUGAGCCGAUGGAAUCAAAAGGUGAAGAAAAAGUUGAAUUAAAUUCAACUUUAAAGUCCCCCGAGAAGCCGGUGGUUUGUGCUAGGUGUCAUAGCUUGAGACACUAUGGGAAGGUGAAAGACCCGAGGGUUGAGAACUUGUUACCUGCUUUUGAUUUUGAUCACACAGUUGGGAGGAGGUUGAUAUCUGUAACUGGGACGAGAUCUGUGGUGCUGAUGGUGGUGGAUGCAUCAGAUUUUGACGGGUCGUUUCCAAGGACGGUGGCUAAGCUGGUUUCAAAGACAAUUGAAGGGAACUCGCGAGCAUGGAAGGAGGGAAAAUCAGGGAACGUGCCUAGGGUCGUGCUGGUAGUAACUAAGAUUGAUCUUUUACCUAGCUCUGUAUCACCUAAUGGACUUGAACAUUGGGUUAGAACAAGGGCUAGAGAGGGUGGUGCGACCAAGUUGACGAGCGUACAUCUGGUAAGUGCAGUCAGGAAUUGGGGGGUAAAGAACUUGGCAAAUGAUGUGGUAGCACUGGCUGGUCCAAGAGGGCAUGUAUGGGCAGUUGGCGCACAGAAUGCUGGGAAGAGUACACUGAUUAAUGCAAUAGGUAAGUGUGUGGGUGGGAAGGUGACUCAUUUGACCGAGGCACCUGUGCCUGGGACCACAUUGGGGAUACUGAGAGUGGAAGGUGUACUCCCAAAGAAUGCCAAAUUGUUUGAUACUCCAGGCCUUCUCCAUCCUCAUCAGAUCUCAACAAGGUUGACUAGGGAGGAGCAGAAACUAGUUCAUAUGUGCAAGGAGUUGAAGCCUAGGACAUACAGGAUCAAGGUAGGAUAUUCAGUUCACGUUGGUGGGCUCAUGAGGCUUGAUGUAGAAGAAUUAUCAGUUGAUUCUAUAUACAUUACAGUCUGGGCAUCUCCUCUAGUCCCACUGCAUAUGGGAAAGACAGACAAUGCUAGCACAAUGUUGGAAGAACAUUUCGGCAAUCAGUUGCAGCCACCAAUUGGAAGAGAUCGUGUUGCCAAGCUGGGUGAGUGGGUAAAAAAGGAAUUCAGUGUGAGUGGCAAUGCAUGGGAUUUUAGUUCUGUGGAUAUUGCUGCCUCGGGCCUUGGUUGGUUUGCCGUUGGACUUAAAGGAGAGGCUUGUUUAGGAGUCUGGACGUAUGAUGGCGUUGAGGUUGUUCUUCGCAACUCGUUGCUUCCUUACCGAGCACAUGAUUUUGAAGUUGCGGGGUUUUCAGUUUCCAAAAUUGUCUCGACUGCCGACCGUGCUAAGAAUCGGAACCUGAGAAGAGAUCUCUCGGCAGUUGUCACCGUUGAUGAAAAAGCUCCACGUUCAUCAUCCUGCUUUUGAGUUUCGAAAAGGCAUUGAUAUUACAAGAGAGUAAGAAGGGCCACCCUGAACUUCAUCAUGUCUACUCCUUGCUUUUAAACUAUUUCAUGAAUGUAGACAAUUGAAACCUGGAAGGACUACUGAUUAUCAUUUAUUGGGUCAGUUUCUUGUACUAACUUCACUAUGGUUUCUUCGGUUAUAUUAUUACUUAGCUUUUUUUCCCUUUAUUUGAAGUUUUUUAGGGUCUUACAUCUGAGGUGAUCAG